UGCCCGCAAACCAUGGAUCCAACGAUGAGGUGAAGAAAACUUCGUGAUGCAACUGAAGCGACCUUUCCGGGGAGGUCUCAAAAAGGCCUUUGGGGUGAUAUGUGCCCUCUUGGUCGUGUACCUGUUGGUACACUCGGUUGGACUGAUAAGUUCAGAUUUUCCCACUAUGGUUACUGACCAGAAGUAUGUCGUUGGAGACGAUAAGAAAAUUUACGAAUAUAACAGGCAGAUGCCGCUUAUUUUCAUCGGCGGUGUUCCGAGAUCUGGAACUACUCUGAUGAGGGCCAUGUUGGAUGCGCAUCCCGAUAUCAGAUGUGGUCAGGAAACCCGUGUGAUUCCCCGUCUUCUUCAGAUGCGAUUCCACUGGCUCAAAUCCGAGAAAGAAUCCAUGCGAUUGAAUCAGGCUGGUAUUACAAAGUCAGUUCUCGAUUCUGCCAUAGCAGCAUUCACGUUGGAAAUCAUAGCGAAGCAUGGCGAGCCAGCUCCCAGACUCUGCAACAAAGACCCAUUGACAAUAAAAAUGGGCACCUACGUCAUCGAUCUCUUCCCCAACGCCAAGUUCAUUUUCAUGGUUCGCGACGGUCGUGCCACAGCCCAUUCCAUCAUAUCUCGAAAAGUUACAAUCACCGGUUUUGAUUUGACCGAUUACAGGCAGUGCCUGAAGAAAUGGAACAGUGCUGUGGAAGCGAUGAACAGCCAAUGCAGGGAACUGGGGCCUGAUAGAUGUUUGCGGGUACCCUACGAGCAACUGGUGUUGCAUCCCAAGAAAUGGAUGGAAAAAGUUCUUGAGUUUCUGGAUAUCCCUUGGAGCGAUUCCGUGCUUCAUCAUGAAGACUUCAUCAAUAACGGAAUCGAGCUCAGCAACGUUAAAAAAAAGCAUAUACCAGUCAACUUGGAGGCUCUGUCAAAAUGGGUUGGCAAUAUACCAGAAGACGUCAUAAAAGAUAUGGCCCAUAUUGCUCCGAUGUUAUCAGUUCUGGGUUAUGAUCCUUAUGCUAAUCCUCCAAAUUAUGGACAACCAGACGCAGAAGUUGCCCAUAAAACAAAGGAAAUUCAAAGGAACAAAAACGUUUGGGAAAGAAAAGCCAAAGAAAUGUUUGACGUCGGUUGGGAUAAUGCUGAUGGAGAUACUGCUCUAGACAAAGAACCGAGUGAUAAUCCCAACAACAUUACGUGAUAAAACUUUCAUCCCACAGGGUGUCUGGGAUCGAUUUUUGUGUGUGGACCAUUUUAAUGAUACUAAUUUUAGAUCUGAUUUUGAAAUGCUAAACUGGUGUGAUCGUAACAGUUGAUUAUUUCAGUUUUUACUUAAGAGACAUGACUUAUUUGAUACUUGUUGAAAAAUUUAUGAAGAUCUAAUAGUUGUAGUGUUUUCUAUUUUAAUGCAGGUUCGUUUAUUCAAAAUUCUGGUGAGAAACUGCAGGCCAGUAUAUUUUAUAAUUUGAAAUAGUUAUCAACAUUACUUUGGAAUUGUUGUGGUAGUUAUGUGAGUCCCUCUUGAAAAAAUCAUCAUGAUUGAUGGAUACCUAGAAGAUGACAUGUAUAAAUUUUGAACUUAUAAACUUGAGUUGUUUGUCAAGCAUUUUCAAUUAUAUUUCAGGGCAUGAAGAAGUGUAGAAUAGAAAACAAAACUAAUUUCUGAAAUACCUAAACAAAAAUUAAAUUGUUUUGUUCCAACCAAAGACAAGUAUAGCAAAUGUUUGUUCCACAUAAUUUUUGCUUGAAAGAAAAGACUGCUGAGUCUACGCUAAAUAGUUGCUACUCCAUAAUAUUUACAUUUUUCCUUCAAGGAAAGCACACCAAAUUAAUUAUAAAUUUGUUACAUUUUAAAUUUGUCUUCAACAAACUAGCUGAUAAAAAACGAAUCCUUUUUAAAGAAAAGUUACUUCAAGAACCAAAUUCGUUGUUCCUGUCUUCAAAAUGAACUGUAACUCUGU
Leptinotarsa decemlineata (Colorado potato beetle) is the source of this 1937-nucleotide messenger RNA. It is a transcript of the gene Tpst, whose product is annotated as Tyrosylprotein sulfotransferase. Gene Ontology annotation, cellular component: Golgi apparatus. The record is from RefSeq and is a predicted model, not a curated record. Lineage: Eukaryota; Metazoa; Arthropoda; Insecta; Coleoptera; Chrysomelidae. Gene Ontology annotation, biological process: peptidyl-tyrosine sulfation. Gene Ontology annotation, molecular function: protein-tyrosine sulfotransferase activity.